AAGGUGUGGUUCUCAUUGCAGGGCCGGAUAGUCAGUACACAAAAACUGCUCAGGAAAUCGUGAACAUCUGUUGCCAGACGCUGGCUGAGUAUGAUGAGCAUUUGACUCAGCUUGAGAGAGACAUCUCUACUGCUAAGGAAGCAGCACUGGAGGAGGCAGAUUUGGAAAGUCUUGACCCUAUGACCCCUGGACCCUACACACCUCAGCCACCAGAUUUGUAUGAUACCAACACCUCUCUCAGUAUGUCACGUGAUGCUUCAGUCUAUCAAGAUGAAAGCAACUUGUCUGCUAUGGAUACUCCUACCACUACCCCAGAGAAGCGGGGGACACAGAUACACCAGGGACGAGGUAGGCUGGGCGAGGAAGACUCUGACGUAGAUAUUGAAGGGUUUGAUGAGGAUGAGGAUGGGAAACCUAAGACUCCAGCCCCAGAAGUUGAAGAUGGGGAUGGUGACCUUGCUGAUGAAGAAGAAGGCUCAGCACAACAGCCCCAGGCCAGUGUUCUUUAUGAAGAUUUGCUUAUGUCAGAUGGAGAGGAUGAUGAUGAAGGGAGCGAUGAAGAAGGCGAUAAUCCCUUUUCAUCUAUCCAGCUGAGUGAAAGUGGCAGUGAUUCAGAUGUGGAGCCCAGUGCAAUGAGACCCAAACAACCUCAUGUCCUUCAAGAGAACACACGAAUGGGUAUGGAGAAUGAAGAGAGUAUGAUGUCCUUUGAGGGAGAUGGCCGAGAGACCUCUCAUGUUAUGGAGGACAGUAAUAUCAGUUAUGGCAGCUUUGAGGAGCCAGAUCCAAAGUCCAACACACGAGAUACCAGCUUUAGCAGCAUUGGAGGGUAUGAGAUCUCUGAAGAGGAGGAGGAGGAGGAGGAGGAACAGCGAUGUGGGCCAAGUGUGCUAAGUCAGGUUCAUCUUUCAGAGGAUGAGGAAGAUAGUGAGGAUUUUCACUCCAUUGCAGGAGAUAGUGACCUGGACUCAGAUGAAUGAGUUGCCCAGACACCCUCAGUUACUGAGCGAUGUAGCAAUCGUGGUUUGGAUUCAGAUGAAUGAAUUUCCCUCAUACUCUUUUGUACUAAGGGACUAUGCGCUGUUAAUUUGAAGCAUCUUAUUUUUCUUGUAUAACUUAAAUUUUAGUAGAAUUCUGUUGUAUAUUUAUUAUUAAAUUAUCUGAAUUGUGAAUGACAAGAUUUAGACAAAGAUAACUUGCUGUAACCUGCACAGCAGUUCAGGAGCUCUAGUUACUGAAGCCAGCUACAGGUUUUAUAAUCUGGUUUACUUCCCUUCAUUCUUUUCAGAUAUACACUGAGAACUUCUUACAAAUAUUAGGCUGGUGUUUAAAUACCUUACAUUGACCUUUGAUAUGACUAAGUUAACCAGCUCAUACAUUUAUAUAAGAAAUAAACGAAGAAAUAUUCUACAAAAGUCUGAGUAAAUUUAACAUCUAAAGCAUUUUUUAACAUCUAAAGCAGCUGUUUUCCCUUUAUUAAAGAGAAGGGCAUGGUCCUUUAUAUUUUCUGAAGUGUACCCCAAAUAUUCAGAAAAAAGAGUCAGAUCCAUAAGCCCAUGAAUGCGUUCCCUGGAAUUCUACUACAACUGGUCUGUAGGUCUCUUGAGAACUGCUUAACGGCCUUGAACAUCUUAAUUCACAGGAAGAACAGGUCUUUUGAAGCUCCUUGCUCAAGUUACAGUUUGUCCUGGAAUUCCAUAACUGCUAACCCAGGAGUUGCACAGGAGUUGCACAGGAAUUUCUCUCAGCUUUCCGUGUGCUUUAAAAUAUGUGGGAGUGAGUUCACUUUCUUGUCUUAAUCAAAUGAAGAGAAAGCAUAGAACCAUCUAGGAAGUGCUAUGGAGCCUCCUUCUCUCUUUGUUAUAUAGCUCAUUGGAUGAAUU
Messenger RNA from Chelonoidis abingdonii (Abingdon island giant tortoise), 1883 nucleotides. The record is from RefSeq and is a predicted model, not a curated record. Lineage: Eukaryota; Metazoa; Chordata; Testudines; Testudinidae.